Messenger RNA from Hydra vulgaris (swiftwater hydra), 4195 nucleotides. RefSeq lists its product as uncharacterized. The record is from RefSeq and is a predicted model, not a curated record. NCBI's taxonomy places the organism in Eukaryota, Metazoa, Cnidaria, Hydrozoa, Anthoathecata, Hydridae. Gene Ontology annotation, biological process: snRNA transcription by RNA polymerase III; snRNA transcription by RNA polymerase II. Gene Ontology annotation, molecular function: RNA polymerase II cis-regulatory region sequence-specific DNA binding; RNA polymerase III type 3 promoter sequence-specific DNA binding. Gene Ontology annotation, cellular component: snRNA-activating protein complex.
AAAAAUCUCAAACAAUAAUCCAAAUAGAAAAGCAAAUAGGAUUCACGGAUUUACAAUGGGUUCCAUCAGUAGCAACGGUAGCAAAAAGUUUGUCUUUGUUGAUAAAACAAAAAAAUAUUCGGCGAUCAGCGUGCUCUGUCUAAAUUAAAAUGUCGUAAAGAAGACUCUAGAUUGUCAUUCUUAAAUUACUUUGUAUAUGUACGAGUCAAACAGUUUUAUAGUCGAUCAGAUUUUAUAGAAAUUCUUUUUUAUCAAAGUUAAAUGUUUACAGUUUAAGAACAAUAAAUGAGCCUAACCGAAUAUGACCGCGAAGUUUUACUUCAGGAAAUCCAACAAAUUAAGUUUGCACUUGAAUCUACUUCAGGCUGCCAGUUCAAUGCAAGCAGUGAAAGCGAUGAAAGUUAUGAAAGUGAUGAUGAUAAAAGUAAUCUAAAAGGUUUUCCAGAAAAUACUCAUGAAAUAAGUGAACAAUCAAGGCAUGAGGCAGAACAAGUAUGGAAAGAGAGUUCAGAAGAACAUAGCAAUGUGUCUAAAAAUAAUUUCCUUGAAGAAGUUAAGAAUAUUCUGAACAAACCUGUGUCUAGUUUGGAUGAGACUAAAUAUAGUGAGAAAGGUGACUUUCUAAGUUUCAAUGUAGGAAAAGAACAAUCAUCACUCUCCUGCAUGCAAAACUCUGAAACUGAUGAAUUAUCAAAUGUUUCUUCAAAUAACUCAAGUCAAAAUAUUGCAACAGCAAAUAUUUAUGUUGAAAAAAUCUUUAAAGGAUAUCAAGCACAUAAAGCAGAAAGUUUAUUCCAAUCGUCUCCAAGUAUUAAAAAAGGUCAAAUAGUACUUAAUUGCAGUGCUAGUCUUAGUACAUUAGAAAAUACCCUACAAGUCAACAGACAGUAUCAGAAUGUUCUGAUAGAGGAAUUGAAAAAAGUUGACCUAGCAUUAAAAAGAAAUCGACAUGUACAGGAUGAAUUAUCAAACUUUGAUGAAGGAAUUCAAACCAGCGAUGGCUUGAGUAAAGCCUGCAUAGGAAAAUUCAGCAAUCCAUACUUUAAAGAUGGAACUGCACUGGGUCCACCAGACAAUGAAGAUACAAAAGAGAAGAAAGCUGCAGCAUUAUGGACUCCUUCAUUUACAAAACCUUCAAAGCCUUGGAAGAAAAAGGAGACAAUACUUCUAGAAGAUGGAGUUUAUAACAAUAAUUUGGAGAAGAUGUUGGCACCACUUAUGGAAAAAUUAAAGAAAAUAGAAAAAGAAAAUAAAGAAUGUGUUAAAAAUGGUAGGCCAAAACUGGAUAAAUCUAUUCGUGCAAAAGUGAUGGCUGAAAUAAAAGAAAUAAAAGAAAUUCCACGUGCUGAACUGUUAAAAGAUUCGUCAGAUAUUGAUUUUUUCAAAAUUUCCAAAAACUAUCUUCCAGCUCGCGACGAAUUUGAGCUUCAAUUACAUUGGUGCAAUGUGCUUCAUCCAUCAAUUAACCAAUCAAAAUUUACAAAAGAAGAAGAUAGUAAGAUAAUAAAGCUGGCAAAGAAAUAUGAAAAUUGCGAGUGGGAAAAAAUUGCUAAGGAAAUUGGUACUAAUAGAACUCCUGUCCAAUGUUUGCAAAGAUUUCAAAGAACUCUCAACAAAGAUAUGAUUAAAACUAAAUGGGAUGAAAGCGAUGAUUUAAAGUUAAAGGAAGCUGUUGCACUAUAUGGUCCUAAGUGGGUUUUUGUUGCUGAAUAUAUGGGAAACAGAACAACCAAUCAAUGUAUGUUUCGUUGGGAAAAAUCAAUAAAUCCUUCAAUCAAAAGAGGAAAAUGGUCUGUUGAAGAAGAUAAUAAUCUUAUAGAAGCUGUAAAAAAACAUGGUUUAGGUAAUUGGAAGGAAGUAAAGUUACAUGUACCUGGUAGAACAGAUGCUCAGUGUAGAGAAAGAUAUGUUUCAUCAUUGGAUCCGCAAAUUAAGUUUGGUGACUUUACUCCAGAAGAAGAUAAAAAGAUUAUAGAAUUAGUUGAAAAAUAUGGUGUUGGUAAGUGGUCAACUAUUGCUAAAGAAAUGGCACCAAGACUUGAUUGUCAAAUUGCCAGAAGAUAUAGGCAAAUCAAACGUGGCGAGUAUCAUGAGUAUCGUAAAAGUGUUUUAUGGAAAAAAAAUUCUGUACUUGGCUACUUUCUUCAUCGAGAUGACGAAAAGAGAGAUUACAGUAUUGAGGAACUAGAUGUCAACUUUUCUCCAUCAUUAAAUCCUCAAGAAAAAAAGCGACUGAUGCGUAAAAAAGCAUUAUUGAUCGAGGAAGGUUAUUCUGAAGAAGAAUUAACUCGAAAGCUCGCUCAAAUGCAUUACAAAGGAGAGUUUGCUGUUCCUAUCAGUCUUGGAAGACCUAAAAAUACUAGUAAUAGCUAUAAACCUAAAAAUGAAGAUGGACUAAAGUCACCUAAAUAUGAGUUACGUUCAAAAACAUUUUCGCACAAUGAGCUUAAUGAAGAUUCUUGUGUCAAUGAUUUUAAUAAACCAGCUAUGUCUGAACAAAAAUAUAACGCAAAUGAAUGUCAAGGUGUUUCAGUGACUGUAAAUAUGUCUAAUAGAAGAGAAUUUUCUUCUGAAAAAAUUUUAAACAGAUCUUCAGAAAGUGGAUAUUCAGAAGAAUUAUCUGCAGAUGAUGCUAACGAUGCUGACUAUAAAAGUCCUUCAAAAAAUGUUCAAAAUAAAUUGAAUGUAAAAAAAUCUCCUACCUCAUCUGAUUCUGAAUUACUUAUUGAUAAAGUUACUGAGGUAAUUGCUGGAUCUAAUGAAAGUUCUGAGUUGGUAUAUAACAAGAAUGAAAUAGAUCUAAUUAAUCGCUUGCAAGAAAAAUACAACGAAGCUAGAAGAAGAGCUAAAAUUAAAAAAACUGAAAAGUUAACUGGUGUACAAAAACACGAAAAUAAUGAAGAACCAAUAUUCAAAAGUAAUGAUGAUAAAAGAAUUUUUAAGUGUGAGGAAUUACUUCAACAGUGUGAGUUAAAACAAAAAGAAUUUAGAGUUGUUAACAAAAUCAUUCAAGUUCAUAUUAAAAAGCUAGAAAAAAAUGAUUUGAAUAUGUCUUCAAUAGAGAACAUAAAAAGUAAAUUAAAUAUGCUCAAGGAACUUCAGGUUGGUGGUGACAGUGACAAUAAAGUUGACACUGCAAAUAAAAAAAAAAGAAGAAAAAGAGUCAGUAAAACAAAAUGUAAUGAUGCAAAAAGAUUAAAAAUUAUUACUCAUAUAAAAACUGAACAUGAUGAAGAAUUAACUGCUAUUAAUGAAGAAGCUAAUUUUGAACAGAAUUCUGUUAUACCUGAAAAUAAUUUUGCUGGUAACAUCAUUUCUACAAAAAAUAGAACAACAAAUGAAACCUCUCAGAUAAUUCAAGACGAUACACCAAAAGUUUUGCCAGAAGCGAAUAAUCCACUGCAAAUAUUCACAAGACUUCUCUCGGGAUUUCAUAUUGAUACUUCUGGAGUGAUGCAAUCUCUUCCUCAUAAUGAAAGUAAAAUAUUUCUUCAAUCAGAUGAAUAUAUUUCUGACUGUUAUCCAUUAUCACCAAGUCUACCAUCUUUGAGAGGAAUAAGAACAUUGUUGUUAAACAGACGUAUUUUAAGCAAUAAAGUUAAUUCAGCAUUUCCAAAGGAUUCACCUUUUCAUGAGGAUAAAUCUUAUCGUCAAACACGAACAUACGAUGCUUUAAAAAAACGUUUUAAAAGUAUGUUUAUAUGGCCCACCUUUUUAGCAACAUUUAUUCCAAAGUAUACUGAAUAUUCUAUUCAACCAGAUCUUACUGUUCCUAUUUGUUUUGUCUCACUUUCGCCUACUAUAAGUAUUAAAACUGCAACACAACUUAGCGAAAACCAAGAGUUAAUUCCCAGUUGUCACAAUCAAAACAUAACACCAUUAAAAGACAUUCAAGGAACCAAAAAGAUAAUUUUAACUAUGUCUAGCUCAACUGCUGUACCAUGUUUUUCUUUUAAUAAAAAGUCAAGGGAUUUUUGUGAGAGAUCUAUUGCUAGUUCACCAAAAAAGUUAGAUAAAGUUACAGUGCCAUCUGUAGAGAAAGAUGUGAAUCAAAAACUGAGUCCUUUAAAAAGUAUAAAAGUGGAAGAAGUAUAUGAUAGUUAAAAAACCUUAUAUUAGAUUAUUAACCUUUUAUUAAAAAAUCUUUUAUAUUGGUAUUGACAAUAUAAUAAUUAAAGAAAUAUGAAACUUUGUG